This is a messenger RNA of Oncorhynchus nerka (sockeye salmon), 1410 nucleotides long. RefSeq names its product patatin-like phospholipase domain-containing protein 2. Gene Ontology annotation, cellular component: lipid droplet; membrane; cytoplasm. The transcript is spliced from 11 exons. Bases 1 to 1410 code for a protein of 469 amino acids. Gene Ontology annotation, biological process: lipid homeostasis; triglyceride catabolic process. The record is from RefSeq and is a predicted model, not a curated record. NCBI's taxonomy places the organism in Eukaryota, Metazoa, Chordata, Actinopteri, Salmoniformes, Salmonidae. Gene Ontology annotation, molecular function: triacylglycerol lipase activity.
AUGGCUGGUCAGUCUGAGCCUGCUCCUCUGUCCAUCUCCUUCGCUGCAUCAGGGUUCCAAGCCACUUACCAGUUGGGUGUGGCCCAGAGCAUGUUGGACCUGGCCCCGUUGGUGCUACAAGCAGCCCCUAAGGUAAUGGGGGCCUCGGCCGGGUCCCUGGUAGCUGCUGCUUUGGUCUGUGGAUCCAGUCUAGACAUGGUGCGUAAUGAGAUGCUGAGGUUUGUCCUGCAGAGUAGGGGGCCACUGCACCUGGCGAGGAACGUGUUUGUGUGGAUAGAAGGUCUGUUGCGGCGCUCACUACCAGACGACGCCCACAUCCGGGCCAGUGGACGCCUCGCCGUCGUCAUGACACGCAUCCCAGAUGGACAGAAUACUGUGGUGUCAGAGUUCACAUCCCGAGAGGACGUUGUGCAGGCGCUGUUGUGCAGCUGCUUUAUCCCUGGGUACCAUGGUAUACAGCCACCGUCUUACAAAGGAGUGUAUUAUGUGGACGGUGGUAUGUCCAGUAUCCAGCCAACCCACUCCUCUCCCUAUGCACACACCCUCACUGUGUCGCCAUUCGCUGGAGAGGCGGACAUCUGUCCACCAGACCCUGGCUCCAUGUACGUCAUCGUCAUGAGCGGCAUGCCCCUCAACUGCAGUGUGGCCAACGGUUACCGGAUCCUUGAAGCCCUCUACCCCUACAACUUGGAGGCUUUGGACAAGGCCUACCACAGUGGAUACAGUGAUGGCCUUCACUUUCUACAAACCAGUGACCUGGUCCCAUGUCUGCCUCUUCUGAACACUCCAUCAGAGCAUCAGUCCUUUCCUCCUGACGGAUGGACAGAUCUGGAAACAGACUGGGAGGAGGAGAAGGAGGAGGAGGAGGAGGAAGAGGAGUGGUCCUCCCUGACAGAGACCAGAGGCGAUCAGAGAAAUUACUCUCUUGAAGGGGGAGAUCUACCCUGGAAUCUGGCAAACCCAGAGCUGGCCAUGUAUCUAGCCUUGUCCACCUGGAUACACACAGCGUUGCUAUGCAACAUCAUGGGGUUCCUGUGGACCCACACCCCAAUGCGUGUGAUGUCAUACAUGCUCCUCCCCUUCACUCUGCUACUCAGCUUCCUCCUUGGAAACGUGCAUAGGCUGGUUGUAUUAGGGUUCUGGAUGUGGCAGGACCUACGACAGAUCACCUUCUUUAUCAUCAACACCCUGGUCUCCAGCUUCCACAUAAACCUAGAAGACAGCUUGUAUGUCAUCACCUUGAAUGUCAUCAGCUUGUAUGUCAUUAAAAUGCCUCCACAGAAACCUACAAGACAGAUAGACAGACAGACCUGGACUACAGGAAAGGGAACCUCCUCCUCUCCUCUCCUCCUGCGGCUCCUGCUGCUGUUGCUGUUGCUGCUGAUGAUGAUGAUGAUUGUCACACCCUGA